Messenger RNA from Sitodiplosis mosellana (orange wheat blossom midge), 4608 nucleotides. RefSeq names its product 3-hydroxy-3-methylglutaryl-coenzyme A reductase (gene Hmgcr). Gene Ontology annotation, biological process: coenzyme A metabolic process; isoprenoid biosynthetic process; sterol biosynthetic process. Gene Ontology annotation, cellular component: peroxisomal membrane; endoplasmic reticulum membrane. NCBI's taxonomy places the organism in Eukaryota, Metazoa, Arthropoda, Insecta, Diptera, Cecidomyiidae. Gene Ontology annotation, molecular function: NADP binding; protein binding; hydroxymethylglutaryl-CoA reductase (NADPH) activity. The transcript is spliced from 2 exons. The coding region runs from base 1667 to 4360 and encodes 897 amino acids. The record is from RefSeq and is a predicted model, not a curated record.
GAGUAAUUUCUUAGUAAAAGAUAAGACAAUAAACGAUUGAUUCAUUGGUUGAGUCAAGUGAACACAAUUUGUUCUUGUCGUCAAUCGUAUGCACCGAAAAAAAAACCGUGAUUUUGCUAUCAAAUCGAUAGAUCAUUAUAAUUGCAUCGGCUAGACAAUCGUUAAACUGAUUAGAUACAAGACAGAGUAUUCACACGUGUGGCGUUCGUAUGGGCAUUUUUCUUCUCUUUUUUCAUCGGUUGGUUCGGUGAUUGGUUGUGGCUGUAUAUUUGUGUGUAAGUGUGCGUGCGUGUGAGUGUGCACGUAUCUCUUGCUCUCUGUCUCACCCAACUGCAAUCCAAGCGUUUAAAUAAGAAACUCGACAGCUCAAAAAGAAAUCGGUGGCCUGGUAUUUGUACGAGUGUGUAUGAUUAACAGUCGCGCAUGUAUAUAAAUUCAUGCAUUUCUGUCAUAGAAACUCUUUGAGUCCAAAACGGUGUUUGUGUCAAGUACAUCGAGUUAGUUCGAUUUGGAUUCUUUUACGUGAACUUCCUAAAAAAAAUUUGUGCUCCCGCAGUUGGCAGCUGAAGAAAAGAAAAAACAAAUAAUUGCAACUGAUUUGUGUGCUACAUUAACGCAAAUUUAAUUACAAACGACAAAUUGUUUUAAUUUUUUUUCACUUUUCGUUAAAUGAAAAUCGAACAUUUUUUUUCUGACAUUUUUGCAUUAACAGGAAAAAAACGAAGUAAGAAGGAGAAGAAAAUAACUACAGUAAAACAAUGAACUAAACUCAAUCGACGUAAAACGAAAAGAGUGAAAUAUAUGUACGAAAUCGCGAAAUCUCAGCGAAUAAGUGAAAGUGAAGAUUACCUCACGACGUACAACUAUACACGGCUACUGUAUGUGCUCGAUAAAGAAAUUUUUUAUUUUUCAUGGUUUUCGAACAUACGCGAAGUUCAUGUCUGAUAAACAAAUCAAAUUAGUGCUAUUUAGAUUGUAUUGAAAAUUGCAGAGCUACGAACGAAUGCACGAACAAACAAACAAAACAGAAAUUGUUUUCUGGCAAAAAAUUUUUUUUUCUGAGCACAAUCUACUAAGCAGAGCACACAACUGGACUAAUCAAUCAUCGCGGAAAAAAAAUAGAAAUCAGGCCUAUUUUCGUGAAGUUCGUAUGUGGUGUUUCCGAUAAAUGAACAAAGCAGACGAUUUUUUGUUGGACUCAUUGAGAAAUUAAAGAGAAAGUGAAAGUUAUCUGUGUGUGUUUAAGCAUAUAGACACAAUCCGCAUUACAUAAUAUACUUCGAGAUAUAAAACAUAAUCUUUUUUUUAUCUUCGUUCGGAUCGCUUUUCGAAUUCAUUCAAAGCAUAAGAUAUAAAAUAUAAAAGAGAGAAAAAACAUCAAAUAUAUAAAGCAAAGUGGUAUUUUUCGUAUAAUAGAGUAACACUUUGCCGAACACACACAUUAUAUAAACGACUUUGGAUUUCAAAACCAGAUUUUUAAGCAAACCUAUCAUCCGACCGGGUAAUUGAAGUGCAAACUAUUCAGUGAUAUUGACAUUUUUUCUUUCGGUUGGUUUUCCAAGAAUUUGGUUUUAUUUGUCGUUUGCUGGAUUUUUGGAUAAUUUGCUGGCACUUUGGAAGGCAGUUCGAUCAAGUGUACCUUAACAACAACAACAACAAAGACAAGAUGACAUCGCAACUGUUUCGAGCUCAUGGGAAAUUUUGUGCAUCACAUCCGUGGGAAGUAAUCGUUGCGCUACUGACAUUAACGGCAUGCAUGCUAACGGUUGAUCAUAGCAAAACUUCAACACCGUCACGGUUACGCAACUGUCAAGGUUGGCGAGAAAAAUGUGAUGGUCUCGAAGCGGAAUACAUUGCAGUCGACACGAUUUUGAUGACCGUAAUUCGAUGCUCGGCCAUCCUUUACAGCUAUUAUCAAUUUUUGAAUUUAAAUAAGUUCGGUUCCAAAUACAUUCUAAUCAUUGCCGGAUUGUUCACCGUUUUUUCGAGCUUUAUCUUUACAUCGACGAUAAUUAAUUUCUUGGGCAGCGAAGUAUCGGAUUUAAAAGAUGCCCUGUUUUUCUUUUUGCUAUUGAUUGAUUUAUCGAAGGCGGGCAUAUUAGCACAGCUGGCUUUGAGCGGUGCAUCACAAUCCGAAGUCAUUGAAAAUAUUUCACGUGGCAUGGAAAUAUUGGGGCCAGCAUUAUCAUUAGACUCGAUUGUUGAAACGCUCGUAAUUAGCGUUGGCACACUAUCGGGCGUGUAUCGGUUGGAAAACCUAAGCAGUUUUGCAAUUAUGUCGGUGAUCGUUAACUAUGUUGUAUUCAUGACAUUCUAUCCGGCCUGUUUGUCAUUGAUGAUGGAUUUGUGGAAGAGCGGUGUUGACAUGAGCCGUGCCCAGGAAAAACUCAAAGAUUCCAAAUUGAUUGGUGCAAUUUUCGAAGACGACCAAAAACCGAACCCAGUUGCACAGCGCCUGAAAAUUAUCAUGUCGACCGGAUUGAUGAUUGUUCACCUGUGCAGCCGUUUUGUCUUCUCAAACCAUGACACCAUGCAAUCGACCGAUACGUAUGAAGUGGAUUCGUUGAACUUUAUGGCCUCCAAUUCAACUGAUAAGAUUGGCAUUUCGGAGCACAUUAUGAAGUGGCUUAAAGUGAGCUCCGAUCAAAUCAUUAUCUUGAUCUUAUUGACGGCUUUGUUGGUGAAAUUUAUCUUCUUCGAAGAACGCAUCGAACUGACAAAUCAAUUGAAUCGAACAACGAAAAGCUAUUCACAAACGAUGACCACAUCAAAUACAAAUGCUGCCGCCACUGCCACAACCACCACCAACACCGAAAUAUCACCAGUGAGCAAGAGCACAUUAAUGGUGCACCAGUUCACUCAAACAGAAAACGCACAAAAGAACCGAACAAUCAGCACACAUUCGAUUAACAGCGAUUCGGAGGAAAGUGAUGACGAAGAUAUUUCAAUCAAACCACGAUCGAUCGACGAAUGCUUAGAAAUGAUGAGCACACACGGUGGCAGCCAACUCACCGAUUCCGAAUUGAUAGCAUUGAUUAAGGCUGGAAGCGGUCAUUGUCCAUUGUAUAAAAUCGAAUCAAUCUGCGAUAAUCCGACACGUGGUGUCAAAAUUCGCCGCAAGGUCAUUGCCGACAACGCUAAUCUACCUCUAGAAAAACUAAACAAUUUGCCCUACAAACACUUUGACUACACCAAGGUGAUGAAUGUUUGCUGUGAAAACGUGAUGGGCUACGUUCAAAUACCGGUUGGUUAUGCGGGUCCUCUAACGUUGGACGGUCAUCGAUAUUAUGUUCCGAUGGCCACCACCGAAGGUGCAUUGGUCGCAAGUACAAAUCGAGGAUGCAAAGUGAUUUCCAUUCAUGGUGUAACCAGUUAUGUUGAAGAUAUUGGUAUGACGCGUGCACCAUGCGUUCGAUUCCCCAAUGUAUACCGUGCAUCGGUGGCCAAACAAUGGAUUGACGCACCGGAAAAUUUCCAACGCAUUAAAAUCGCUUUCGAUUCGACGAGUCGAUUUGCUCGCCUCCAAGAAAUCCUCAUCAAUAUUGACGGACCACAGUUGUACGUGCGUUUCCGUGCAUUGACUGGCGACGCAAUGGGCAUGAAUAUGGUAUCGAAAGGUUGUGAAAUGGCAUUGCGUUACAUCAAAAAUGCAUUCCCCGACAUGAUAAUCAUUAGUUUGAGUGGUAAUUUCUGUUCGGACAAAAAACCAGCCGCAAUCAAUUGGAUCAAAGGUCGCGGCAAACGUGUUGUCUGCGAAUCAAUUGUGUCGGCCAACGAUUUGAGAAAGAUUCUGAAAACGGAUGCCAAAACCUUGGUGCAAUGCAAUAAAUUGAAGAAUAUGGCCGGAUCGGCGAUGGCCGGCAGCAUUGGCGGUAAUAAUGCGCAUGCAGCCAAUAUGGUGACAGCAAUUUUCAUUGCCUGUGGUCAAGAUCCUGCACAAAAUGUAACGAGCAGCAACUGUUCGACGAGCAUGGAAACGUGCGGUGAUGAUAAUGAAGAUUUGUACCUAACGUGCACAAUGCCUUCAUUAGAAGUCGGAACAGUUGGCGGCGGAACUGGUUUACCGGGUCAAAGUGCAUGUUUGGAUAUGUUGGGCAUUCGAGGAGCACAUCCAACAACACCUGCGAACAACUCAAAAACACUCGCCAAAGUUGUGUGUGCCACCGUGAUGGCUGGUGAAUUAUCACUAAUGGCUGCCCUAGUAAAUUCUGACCUCGUUCAAAGUCAUAUGAAGCAUAAUCGAACGUCGGUUGCAUCAACGAUGAAUCAAAUGGCAAAUAGCAAUAGCAACAGUAAUAGCAAUUCAUCAACGAGCACAGCAACAGCGUCCACAUCGCCGUCGUCGUCGUCAAGCGCUUAGUAACAUAAAAUAAAUCGUAAUCGAAUAGUUAUUCAAAACCUGUAUUCAAAUUUUACACAUAAAUAAAUUGUAAAGCCAUUUUGUUAUUUAAUUAAAGAAAAAAAAUAUGUAUUCUAAAGCGUUCUUUCUUCCCAGCGAAGAAAUAAACCAGCUUUUCAAAAAAAAACAAACAAACACAACAGCUUAAUAGUCUUUAUGUGAAGUGUUAUAAUUUUAUUAAUGCCUUUUGUUAUGUACAUGUUCAGAAA